AUGGAGGAUGGAGUUGUCAUAAGUGGGGAUUAUAUUAAAAUUGAAAAAGACAAAAUUAAAAAUAUAAAUGAACAUAAUUUCGAACAAGUAUAUGAUUGCGAAUAUGAGAAUUUGUACAGAAGUAAAUGUUCAGGUAUUCUAUUAAAGACCCCAUAUUAUCCAUACAAAUAUGAUGUUAUGAACACAAGUCAUAAGUAUAUACCCAGAAUAGGGGAUCUAGUGAUAGGUAUUGUAAAGUCCAAAAAGUUAGAUUAUUAUCAAAUGGAUAUUAAUUGUAAUUGUGAAUGUAUUAUACACAAAAUUGAAAGUUUUAAGUAUGCUACUAAAAGUAGUUACCCAAAUUUGACUAAUGGCACAUUGUUAUAUAUGAUAGUGGAGAAAAUUAACCUAGAAAAUAAUAGUGUUGUGGCUAGUUGUAUUAAUUCAUCAGAUGUGAAAUCAUGGAUAAAUUAUGAAAAUUACUUGGGAGAACUAGUAGAUGGAUUCAUGUUCCGAGUUAGCAUUUCUUACGCAAAAAGUUUAAUUGGAGAUAAGUGCUACAUUUUGGAUUUUAUUGGAAAGGACAUUAAUUAUGAAAUUGCCAUAGGACACAACGGACGCGUAUGGGUGAAAACGGAUGACCCACGGGAAACCAAUAUGAUAUAUAGUGCAUUGAGAUAUUCAUUCGGAAAAACUAAAGCACAGAUGGAAGUAUUGUGGAAAUCUAUUUACAACUUAGGCAAAAGGGGCACUUAA
Plasmodium gonderi is the source of this 735-nucleotide messenger RNA. Its product is annotated as exosome complex component RRP40. Gene Ontology annotation, biological process: U4 snRNA 3'-end processing; poly(A)-dependent snoRNA 3'-end processing; nuclear polyadenylation-dependent rRNA catabolic process. The record is from RefSeq and is a predicted model, not a curated record. Gene Ontology annotation, molecular function: RNA binding. Gene Ontology annotation, cellular component: cytoplasmic exosome (RNase complex); nuclear exosome (RNase complex). Bases 1 to 735 code for a protein of 244 amino acids. The transcript is spliced from 3 exons. NCBI's taxonomy places the organism in Eukaryota, Apicomplexa, Aconoidasida, Haemosporida, Plasmodiidae.